CGCGAUGGCGUCCAACUGGAUAAUUCCGCUUCAUUCAAGUCUGUGAUACGAAAGCAUCCAGUCCUCAAAUUCCUGAGCUUGCACCUCAGGUUUCGCCACAACAUUUAUAUUCCACAUCAAUGGCCCGAAUAGCUAUAUUAGCCUUGUUGGUGGUUGCAUUCGUCACUCUCGUGGCAAGCUCACCACCGACAUUCUGCAAAUGCACCUGCUUCAAGAAUAGCACCAUCAUCCCGCUCGGCACGGGUCACGUGCCAGCAAACCCCCCGCCUGGGCCCCAGCCGACGGGGACGGCGACAGCGACGGCAACAGCCACCGCCGUGAUGCCCACCGACAGCCCCGACGGCCAAAAGAAGCCAGCGGUGCUCCUACCGCGCGCCGCCUCGUCCUCUUGCACCCAGUGCAAUCGCGCCUUCUGCCUGCAAUACAACCUGCCCAUCUGCAAGGGCGCCGAGGAGAAGGACGUGGUGACGCAGUGCUUCUCCCGCGACUCGCGCAAGGAUCAGCUCAUCGUUUGGGCUUUCAUCCUAGGCACCGGUGGCCUGCUGGGCUGGGCUGGCCUGAAGCGCGCCCUCGAGCACCAGCAGCAUAGGCGCGACGCCGCUGGGGGGAUGGGCAUCGGCGUGCCUGUUGGCAGUGUCGGCAGGUCCGGCGGUGUGGGGGCGUCUAGGAGGGGUGGUGGUGGUGGUGGUGCCGGUGCAGGGCAGGGUGAUAGGGGGGAUUUUGUCUAUGUCGAUGGUGAUGCGGAUCAAGGAGAGGGGAUGAGCUCGGGGGUCAGGGCGGCAGGGCGAUGA
Molecule: messenger RNA, 791 nt
Organism: Pyricularia grisea
Lineage: Eukaryota; Fungi; Ascomycota; Sordariomycetes; Magnaporthales; Pyriculariaceae
Exons: 2
Coding region: 120-791 (223 amino acids)
Source: RefSeq, a predicted model, not a curated record